GAUACAAUCUCACAGAAGUCAGUAGAUAUUCAUGAUUCUAUUCAGCCUCGAUCUUCAGAUGGACGUCCGUAUCAACCCAGCGCAGGGUCCACAGUAGGUGAAGAAAUGAGUAAAACCAGGCCAACAGCAAAAUUUCCAGAACAGAAGUUAUUUGCUGCACUUUUGAUCAAAUGCGUUGUACAACUGGAACUCAUUCAGACUAUCGACAAUAUUGUGUUCUUCCCAGCAACUAGCAAAAAAGAGGAUGCAGAGAAUCUAGCAGCAGCACAAAGAGAUGCAGUAGACUUCGAUGUCCAUGUGGAUACACAAGAUCAAGGGAUGUAUCGUUUUCUAACAUCACAGCAGCUUUUCAAACUUCUCGAUUGUCUGCUGGAAUCUCACAGAUUUGCUAAAGCAUUUAAUUCAAACAAUGAACAAAGAACUGCUCUCUGGAAAGCAGGUUUCAAAGGCAAAUCAAAGCCUAAUCUUCUGAAACAGGAGACUAGUAGUCUUGCCUGUGGGUUGCGCAUUCUGUUCCGUAUGUACAUGGAUGAAAGCCGUACCAGUGCAUGGGAGGAAGUCCAGCAAAGACUACUAAAUGUCUGCAGUGAGGCUCUGAGUUAUUUCCUCACUCUUACAUCAGAAAGUCAUCGGGAAGCCUGGACUAAUCUAUUACUCUUAUUUUUGACUAAAGUCCUGAAGAUAAGUGAUGAAAGGUUCAAGGCUCAUGCCUCAUUUUACUAUCCUCUGUUGUGUGAAAUUAUGCAGUUUGACCUUAUUCCUGAACUUCGAGCCGUUCUACGAAGGUUUUUCCUGCGGAUUGGUGUGGUUUUCCAAAUAUCCCAACCACCAGAACAAGAGUCUGGAAUAAGCAAGCAGUAGCAGAUAGUGACUGAGUAUUGCUCGGUUUAAAAGUUUAUAUUCCUCAGCUAAAUAAAAGGGCCAGGUAGCUGAGCCAUUCUGUCUGGAUAUCCAUAAAAAUGGUUUCUUUGUAUGGCAAUGUGUAUCCAAGGGUUAAUGGUACAGAUGCUUACAACUGUAAUUAAGGCUUGCAACACUCCAGUCCCUUUAUUUCCUGAUGGAUUAUCUCUAUCGGUUUCUCUUACCUGGCUCAUGCUGAGCACAGAGCCAGUUUUUAGCACAGUCCUCUUUUCAGCAUGGGCUGCAAUAUCCUUUACUGUCCUAGACAGCAGUAUAGCAACAGAUGUUUAUGGCGGGUGUGAAAGUAAAAUGUACCCAAAGAACUAUAUAUGUAAAGGUUUGAGCUUCUGCAAGAAGUACAACUCAGGAGAGCUGUAUUUUGAAGGAUAAAAUGUUUAUAGUGAAAAGAAAAUGGAGAUUAUUGUUCAUGGUAAAAGAUAUUUAGCAACUAUGUCUGAUAUUCUUAUUCUAAGAUUUUUGCACACUCAGGCUGUCUGAGACAUUGGUAAUCAUCCUUCUGUGAAAAAUGUACAGAGAUGCAGGUCUGUAAUAUAAACUCUUUAACACUAUACAGUUCUUCCUGAAUUGUUUUAUUUCUGUAUUAUUGAUUUGCUGAAAACCCAUAACACUUCAUUGUUUACCAAAUGCACUAGAAGUUUGGGUUUAUGUUUUUUGGGUUGUGAUUUUUUUCUUUUUUUCUUUUUUUUUUUUUUGUUUUAUUUUGUUAUAGCCAAGAAGUUAGUGUUGCUGACUUUUGUCAAGAACAGAGGUAGAAAUAUCAUGACUGACUUAACUACCUGUAAUAUACUUGUUUUAGGGCUUUUAACUAUAAGGAGCCAUUGAAAUGAUGAUCCUUCAAGGACUGGAACUUGAAUCACUGCAAACAAGUCUAGGUUGUGUCUGCUGUCAGAUGUUUUUUGUUUGAUGUAGAUUUCACUCUUAUGUACAGAAUUUAAUGUUGAAUAUAUUCAAGUAACAAAUCUGGCAUGGUUUGGGGAUGGUUAAAUUUAUUGGAAAUGUAUUCAUACUGUGAAUUGUGCUCUGAUGGUUAAAAGACAAGAUUGUCAAGCAUUCUGUAUUACAAUGGAUGUAGAAAUUUUUUUCAGAUGGACAAAAUGUAUAUGGUACAGAUAUGUAAAGUUUUCUAUGUAAAAAAAAAUUCUGUACAACUUUCUGUACAAUAUUUGGUUCUCAUCUGGCAUAUUCUAAUCAGGUUAUAGGUCAAUAAAGUUUUUGAACUCUU
This is a messenger RNA of Fulmarus glacialis (Northern fulmar), 2143 nucleotides long. RefSeq names its product brefeldin A-inhibited guanine nucleotide-exchange protein 1-like. The annotation marks the transcript as partial. The transcript is spliced from 6 exons. The record is from RefSeq and is a predicted model, not a curated record. NCBI's taxonomy places the organism in Eukaryota, Metazoa, Chordata, Aves, Procellariiformes, Procellariidae.